GAUCGGCCUCUCGUGUUGCUGGUUGCUUCGCAUUGGCAUUCAAAUCUCCCGUGUCCCAGCUUUUCUCAACACGCUCUCUUUUCCCCCUCUACUCUUCUCUUCAACCUCAACCUCUUUUCUUUUCCAUUGUCGCCCUUGCCUCCGUCGGCGGUUAUUGCGUGUGAUUAGGCGGAGUCUCACCGGGAAAGGAACGACGUGUCAAGGACAAGCAUCGCAUCGCGUCGUUGCCGAAGGAGCAAUAACAAAACAACAAAAAUGCACGCAUCAAAGAUCAUCGCCUCAAUUGGCCUUGUGGCUUCUGCCCAUGCCACAGUCAUCCGCUAUGAGCGCGAUCUCGAAGCCAAUGCUCCUGCUCUCGAGAAGCGAGCCGAACCGACUGCCGCUUGGGUUACUGUCGAUGAUGAGAUGCAGCCUGCCACGACAUACACUCCCUCGUAUACCACCGUCGAUGGCACCACUUCUCUGAUUGAUGCUCCUCCUCACGAUCUUACCGCCAGCGUCUACACCUACACCAGCUGGGGUAAGAUUCACACCAGCACUGGCGAGCCUCCCAACCCCCAGGCCACCGGCAAGCACGGCGAGGGUGUCUUUGCGCGAUGCUACAACAAGGAUGGCGAUAAUGCUCCUUUCUGCUCGCCUUACGCCAACAGCACCCUUGAUGUUAAGAACACAUACUUUGUCACCUGGGAUCCCGAUUACUUCAACAAGACCAAGUCCUCUGAUAACUCUACUCUCCUGGUCACUGCUCGCCUCGACCUCUACAACCGUACUAGUGAAUCAUGGGUGAAGUACAAGGAAUUCACUGAUUCGGCCGUCCCCGCCUCUUGGGGCUACUGGCCUUUCGAUGUCAAGCAGGAAUACAUGAAGUACUCGCCCUACAACAUCUCCAUCACCCUCUACAGCAACAGCAAUAACUCCCUCGAGAAGACCAAGUCCUCGUCUCUUUACCUUAACCUUAAUGACCAAAACUUCCCUGAGAAGUCCCACGAGAAGUUGCCCGAGGGCCAGACCUUGACCAUCGCUCUGCCUGUCGUCUUUGGCUCUCUCUUUCUCCUUGUCGUCGGUGGCUUCCUCUGGAACCGCAAGACCCGCCGUAUCGGACUCGGCAAUAUCUCGAGCCGGUCUCGUCACGGUUACACUGGCCGUGCCAAGCGCCGUAUCUUUGGUGCCAGAGAUAAUGGCAUCCAGCUCGAUACUUCAGUUCCUCCUCCUGGUGAAUACCGUGACGCUCCUCAGCGUGCUCGUGCCGACAGCGACGGUCUUGGCAGCCUGGCCGACAGCCCUGUCGAUGCUACAUUCCCUCAGCACGGCACCACAGGUGGUCGCAAUGCUUUCCGUGACGAAUUGCGAAGACAGGAGGAAGAGAGACGUAUGUAAAAGAGGUGGGAUUUUGUAAUCUUGGACGUCAUGUCAUUGCCUGUUCUGUUCCAAUAUUCACAAAUGACAUGCUAUAAUGUGCCUCUAGAUGGCUGGAAGUUGGGUGUAACGUUUUCACACGACGCAUAACGAAAACCAAUACGAAGAAAGACCUUUCUAGACCGAAAAUAGAGGGACCUGCUAAGCCCAGUUAACAAAAGUACUCUGUACAGGAGGGCAUCGCCAAAAACAACCAAGUUCCUAACCCGUAAAAUCAAAGCCAUCUGCCGAAAAGUGUCAUACGCCGGGCGUCAUGGGUAUUGAAGCCAUUUGUAGCAAAAUCCCACCCCUAGCAGAUUGCAAUAGUUGAUGACCAAUACAUCAACAAGCAAAGCCAUAGCAACUCCGUAAAAGCAUGUAAAUGAGCAGUAUUCUUCCCCCACGCACCGUUCUAGACCUUAGUCCUCUUAGUGUUCCCAAUACUUUGUCCGUCGUCCUCGAAACGUCUCUUUGUCUUUUCGGGUGUUUGUGUCGCAGGAGGUGAUUCCUGCUCUGCCGCCAAAUCAAAACCAGCACACAGGUCGAGCUGUGUCUCUCCC
Molecule: messenger RNA, 1955 nt
Organism: Fusarium verticillioides 7600
Lineage: Eukaryota; Fungi; Ascomycota; Sordariomycetes; Hypocreales; Nectriaceae
Exons: 2
Coding region: 256-1377 (373 amino acids)
Source: RefSeq, a predicted model, not a curated record